Molecule: messenger RNA, 1416 nt
Organism: Penicillium expansum
Lineage: Eukaryota; Fungi; Ascomycota; Eurotiomycetes; Eurotiales; Aspergillaceae
Exons: 1
Coding region: 1-1416 (471 amino acids)
Source: RefSeq, a predicted model, not a curated record
AUGGAGCGCAAUCUAUCAGCAAAAGCAACUAAGAUACGCCACCGUUUGACUUUCACCAGAAGCAACUCCGCGCGAAACCUGGAAUCAACACUGGCCUCACCCAUUGAGGACAGUCCAUCAAGCAGUCGUCCCCGCUCAGCCACUAAUCCCGAGUCUCCCACCUAUGACGAGCCAACGUGGGACAGCAGGGACCCCGAUCCCGUCCGAGGCUACACUUUCACUGAUGAACCGGGCUACUUCCGCCCUGCAUCGCCGUUCAUUGACCGCCAAGAGAUCGAAGAAGACCUCGAAGCCGAUAUCAAGCAUGCAUGCGCUAUGCUAUCUCACAACAUUGACCGUGGCAUUCCAACCGGAUUGUCCUAUGGAAGCACCGUUCCAGUCUCGACAGAUAGACAAAAUCCCGCCGGUCAGCCUAAUGUCGAUGCAGCGCCUUCAUCUUUGAAACAGAAUGUCAUUCUUCUAUCGGCGCCCAAGCCAAUCAGCCUCAAAGCAGAAAGCACCAAGAUACAUGAUUCCGGCGUUGGUAUGAGCUUGAAUUCGCCCAGCCAGCCAGGGAGGACAUACGGCAACAGCGUAUCGCGCACAAACAGCUCAACACGGUUCUAUAACAAACAACCCUCCGCUUCACCACCACACAGUUCAUCAUCAGGAUCCCGCUCCCGGAGUCACAGUCUAGCAACAACGAUCGAAGAGGAUAACCAAAUGGAGCGAUCCUACUCUUCAAGCCCGGCUCCGUUCCCAUACAGUCCCCCGCAAUUCAACAGCAAGUGGCCUUCCAAGCCAACGACCCUCGACAGCCCAGUCAGCUCGCUCAACGAAAGUGACACCAACACAAAUGCGAACAAACCCGACACAUUCUCUCCCGCCAUAUCUCCACAAGAAGCACCAUCUCUCGGCGGGACAGACAGGCCCUGGAUUCACGCUAGCAGAGACAUCCAACGUUUCACCGACGAAGAAAAGCCGACGGCAACCCAAGCCAAGAAUCCAAAGCCAGUGGCCCGCUUCUACAGUUCCUGCAACCAAACAAUAGGAGAAUUCAACCCCUGUGAAUGGCCGACAAAGAAUUUCCGGGAGAAUCGGAACCCGAGUAUUUACAGCGAAUUUUCAUUAUGUUCGUCAUUGGGAAGGGGCACAGUGUCCAGACUCGAAACAGGUAAUUCGAGAUUGGGUGGGUCGACAAAUGAAGAAAAUUUGCCUGGCGGAUACCCUUACCAAACGUUUGCCGGGCCCAAUCGCGGGAUGUCUUACUCGGCUUCUUAUUUGGGGGAUGAGUCGAAGCACAAGGAACGUGUUUACUCUGUUGCUAUGGCCAGUUCGCCGCCUAAAAAUAACCGGCGAAAGAAGGCCUCGCUUUUGUUGCGGAAGCUGACUGGUCUGGGGACGAGGAAGGAGGACAAUGGGAAUGAGGUUUGCUGA